Anisakis simplex (herring worm) is the source of this 210-nucleotide messenger RNA. The record is from the annotation of a GenBank genome assembly. Lineage: Eukaryota; Metazoa; Nematoda; Chromadorea; Rhabditida; Anisakidae.
AUGUUCGCAAGGUUUUUACUCACGAUCAGUUUCGAGAACGGUUACUGUAUAGUACUUCAUUUGAGAAACAGGCAACUUGGUGACAAUCUUCGACUAGGUGCACGAUUAGAUCAGAAUGGUUGUCGAUCUGAUCUGAAAAGGCGAAUGCUAGAUGGUCGUUGUACACACUUAACUCCGGACGAAUAUACGAUGAUUUUGGUUGGGGAGUGA